Messenger RNA from Diorhabda carinulata, 628 nucleotides. It is a transcript of the gene COX5A, whose product is annotated as cytochrome c oxidase subunit 5A, mitochondrial. NCBI's taxonomy places the organism in Eukaryota, Metazoa, Arthropoda, Insecta, Coleoptera, Chrysomelidae. The record is from RefSeq and is a predicted model, not a curated record. The transcript has 2 exons. Gene Ontology annotation, biological process: mitochondrial electron transport, cytochrome c to oxygen. Bases 100 to 555 code for a protein of 151 amino acids. Gene Ontology annotation, cellular component: mitochondrial inner membrane.
AAAAAGAAGAAGUAAUUUGAAGUACUCAAGAGGUUAGAAUUAUCUCACAUCAUUUCAGUUUUACGUAAUACACGAUAUUUAAAGUUUAAAUUAACAAAAAUGUUCAAAACUACCGCCCUACGUGCACAAUGUAUCUUCAGAACUGCGCUCGCGGCGUCAAAACCAAACAUAGCAACCUCAACUAGGUUAAUGUCCAGUCACAGUACAGAAACCGAUGAACAAUUCGACAGCCGAUACGAGAAUUUCUUCAACAGAAAAGAUAUCGACGGUUGGGAGAUCAGAAGAGGUAUCAACGAUCUAUGGGGACACGAUUUAGUACCCGAACCCAAGAUACUCGAAGCUGCUUUAAAAGCUUGCCGUAGAGUGAACGAUUUAGCUCUCGCCGUACGCAUUUUGGAAGCCGUAAAAGAUAAAUGCGGUAACAAAGUAAACGAAAUCUAUCCUUAUAUAAUACAAGAAUUGAAACCUACUUUAACUGAGUUAGGUAUCAGUACGCCAGAGGAGCUCGGCAUAGACAAACCGGAAUUACAUCUACAGAGCGUAUUUCACAUGUAACUUAUUUGAAUUAUAAUAAAACUGUUUCUCUAUGUGUGUAGUUGAGAAAAAUAAUAAAGUAAGUUAAAAACUA